AACCUUCAUGUUCUGGUUAGCUAGCUAGCUGCAAUAACUGCCUAGCAAUCGCUGGUUAGCUAGCUAACGUUGUUAGCGACGUAAUGUUAGCUAGCGUCAGCCAGGUCAGAUGAGGUUACUUAUAACAAGGCAGGACUAUUUCAAACGAUUGCAAGCUAGCUAAAACUUUAGCGGUUGCGAACUUGCUAGCUGGCUAAUAACGUUAGCUAACGUUACUUUGGAUAUCAAAACAUCAACAGCUGUCAAGGCGUUACAGCCGUUGCCCUAGCAAUGACGAUAGAAUCGUAAACAACCCAGCUCCAGUGUGUGAAUGGUACCGACCCACUAAAUAACCACCUUAAUGCUGGGUUUUAAUAGAACAAUGGGCAUUCCAUUAACCCAGCGAUUACCCGCUAAAUCUGAUCUGAAUUGGGCUUUAAUUGUAUAUAUUAAUAAACAUUUAAUGACACUGCAUUGUCUCCGGUAGGCAGCUCACAACUUGUGUCUCCAUAUCGUCCCUUAGCUAACAAGAACAUCGGCGUUAGAAGGCAUAGAAAGUGUAUGGGCUUCGUAUUUAAAGUGACCAAACCAGUGAACACAUUAGCAUAAGUCUCCGCCCCCACACUGACAAAAAUCAAUUCUACUCCGCACGAGGAGAAAGUGGCUCUUCGCGAGCGAGUAGAACCAGCUGGCGCGCGGCUCAUUGUUUUAUUCUCGGUGUUGAAAUUUGCGCGCGUGAAAGUGGUUUUGUGGUCGCGCAGUGAACAUCUGCUUGCGCCGAUUAUUGGCAUUAAAUUGACGACAUACUGUAGGCCGUCGCACACAACACCGCGUCUUUUGAGACUCUGUUUGUGCUGUGAGGUUUUGACGACGUUGGCACGAUGGCUGAGGCUCCUCUGUGUUCUGCGCUGCUUAUUUUUGGGGUUUUCACCUGGGCCCAUGGGGACACAAAGGUCAGGUUUGUGAAGACGAGACCUGGAGAGGGAGUUACCCUCACCUGUUCCACGACACUGAAGGGCCAAGAAGCCCUUACUCUGUACAAGACUCUGCUCAAGCCAGAAAAGGUUUUCUACCUCAACCGUGAUCCACUUCAGCUGACAGUAGAGCAGCCAUUCCAGGGUAGAGUGGCGACAGCUGGAGAAUUUUCAGCACUCUCUGUAACCAUUAGCAACCUGACUGCCAUCGACUCUGGCCUUUACUGGUGCCAAUACAAUAAAUACAAUACGCACACCCAUCAGCUGGAUGAGUGCCGGGGAGAAAGCCCGGUUACAGUGGUGGACAUCACUGACUCACCCAUCUGUGACAGCCUGACCACCACCGAACCGCCCAUCAGCGUUGCCGAAAAUAAAGGAUGCCCUCCUGGUGAUGACGCGACGGUCCUGGUCCUCACCGGACUGCUAAGUGCCAGCUUCGUGUUCCUAGCAUCUGUCCUUUUACUCAUCUGCGUCAUUCCCAAGGUGAAAAGAUUUCAUGAGAAGAGGGGGCAAUUUGAUCGUCGCACUCAUGACACUGUUUACGAAGAAAUGCAACCGAAGUUGCGCCAGUGACCCCCGGCCCCGACAUGUUUUGAUGUUCAGU
This is a messenger RNA of Anguilla rostrata (American eel), 1557 nucleotides long. RefSeq lists its product as uncharacterized. Gene Ontology annotation, cellular component: membrane. Gene Ontology annotation, biological process: adaptive immune response. NCBI's taxonomy places the organism in Eukaryota, Metazoa, Chordata, Actinopteri, Anguilliformes, Anguillidae. Bases 861 to 1526 code for a protein of 221 amino acids. The transcript has 6 exons. Gene Ontology annotation, molecular function: signaling receptor activity. The record is from RefSeq and is a predicted model, not a curated record.